Messenger RNA from Ooceraea biroi (clonal raider ant), 1663 nucleotides. RefSeq names its product retinoid-inducible serine carboxypeptidase. NCBI's taxonomy places the organism in Eukaryota, Metazoa, Arthropoda, Insecta, Hymenoptera, Formicidae. Gene Ontology annotation, molecular function: serine-type carboxypeptidase activity. The record is from RefSeq and is a predicted model, not a curated record. Gene Ontology annotation, biological process: proteolysis.
UAGUUUCUCUAGAAUCUUGCAGAAAUCAAGAUGCAGAGCUUUCUUGUUUAUACUUUAGCCGUGUUGUUCCUUGUUUCUGGAAGCAUCGGAAGAAAAGGAUUCGGUCCUGGGGAACAAGAAUGGGGCUACGUUCAAGUACGCCCCUAUGCGAAUAUGUUUUGGUGGCUUUAUUAUACUACGGCAAAUGUGAAUUCAUACUACGAUAGGCCAUUAGUCAUUUGGUUACAAGGUGGACCGGGUGCGUCCUCAACGUCAUACGGAAAUUUCGAAGAACUGGGUCCCCUCGACACAAACUUGAAACCAAGAAAUUAUACUUGGGUCAAGGAUUACAAUGUUCUUUUCAUUGAUAAUCCUGUUGGAGCGGGUUUCAGUUAUGCUGAAACUGCAUCAGGAUUUGUGAAGACAAAUGCUGAGAUCGCGAGUGACCUUGUAGAGUGUAUGCGAGGAUUCUACAAGCAAUUACCGAAAUUUCAAAAUGUCCCGACGUAUAUUACCACGGAAUCAUACGGUGGCAAAAUGGGUGCGGAGUUUGCACUUGUCUGGGAUCGAGAACAGAAAGCUGGCACCAUCAAGAGCAAUCUAAAAGGAGUCGCACUCGGAGAUGCUUGGAUUUCUCCUAUCGAUUCUGUACUGACGUGGGCACCAUUUUUACUCAGCACGGGUAUGGUUGACACGGAAGGUUUUAAAAAAAUCGAUGCCGCUGCUCAAAAGACAAAGAACCAAAUCGAUUCUGGCGAAUGGAAAGUGGCGACUGAAUAUUGGGCUCAAACCCAAAGCGUCGUUUUUAAAGAGACUUGUAACAUCGACUUCUACAAUAUCCUUACGAAAAUAAGAUGUCAAGAUUCAACAUUAUAUAAUGUAUUGGAUGAUGUACAGUCCUUUGACGAAGACACCAUAUAUCGAAAUUUCAUCCAACCUCAAGUUAGUUCAAGUAUGUCGCUUGAAGAUUUGAUGAAUGGUCCGGUGAAGAAAGCGCUCGGCCUUCAAAUCUAUCACGGCAACCAAUCGAGCACAGUUUUCGCUUACUUGAGAGAAGACUUUAUGAAGCCUGUCAUUCACACAGUGGAACUGUUACUUAAUGAAACCAAUUUGGAUGUAUUCGUAUAUACCGGGCAUAUGGACUUAAUUGUCGAUACACCGGGUACUCUUCUCUGGGUUGAAAAACUAAAAUGGAAAGGAGCCAACACCUGGAAAAACUCAGCUAGAUAUCCGCUCUUCGCUGAAGGCUUUGUCGAGGGUUAUUCCAAGGCUCAAGAUAACUUCAGAAUGUAUUGGGUCAACAGAGCCGGACAUAUGGUUCCAAGAGACAAUCCAGCAGCUAUGGAAAAAAUUUUACAGGACUUCACACGCAACGCGAAUAAACGAACGAAAGUAAAAGCUGACGUUUUCAGCUGAUUACAUAUGUAAAUCACUAUAUCGUAACGUUAUUUAGUUAAAAAAUAAUUUUUUAUAAACGUAGUAAUAACUUAAAUUAAUUAAAUGUAAAAACUACUUAUUAAAAAAUAAUUUAUACGUUAAAUUGAGAAACUGAAUUCAUAUGUUUAAUUAAAAAACAGAAUGUUUUAUAAUUUACUCAUAUUUGCAUUUCAAUGGAAUGGACGUCUAAUUCAUCUGUAUUAAUUUAUUGUGCAACCUUUUGAAAUUAAAAGGAUUCAGUACUUAC